Messenger RNA from Grammomys surdaster, 4443 nucleotides. It is a transcript of the gene Cntln, whose product is annotated as centlein. The transcript is spliced from 26 exons. Lineage: Eukaryota; Metazoa; Chordata; Mammalia; Rodentia; Muridae. The record is from RefSeq and is a predicted model, not a curated record. The coding region runs from base 1 to 4191 and encodes 1396 amino acids. Gene Ontology annotation, cellular component: centriole; centrosome. Gene Ontology annotation, biological process: protein localization to organelle; centriole-centriole cohesion.
AUGGCGGCGCGCUCGCCGUCUUCCUCGCCGCCUCCGCCCCCGGUGCGGCGGUCCAGCCGCCGGUCUCUGCGCGUCGGGCGCAGAGCCGAGGUGCACGCUGUGCACAGCGAGUCCUCAGGUCUGGCGGGCGCCGCGAGGGAGGUCGUCGCGGAUAAAAGCGACUUACUCUGGAGGGGCGAAGAAGGGUCAGGGAGCCGGCGAGGGUCGGGACGGGCCGGGGCCGCUCUCGCUCCUGUCGCCAGCGCGUCCGCGGGGUCCUGGUGGCCGGAGGGCCUCCCCUCGGUGGAGGCGAAGGCGACGCGAUCGCAGCUGCUGGAGGAAGAGCUGAGCAGCCUAAAGGAGGAGCUGGCCCAGUGUCAGGCUGACAAAGAAUUUGUAUGGUCUCUGUGGAAACGUCUUCAGGCAACAAAUCCAGAUCUCACUCAAACUGUCAGUUUGGUUGUGGAAAGAGAAAAACAGAAAUCUGAAGCCAAAGACAGAAAAGUUCUGGAAAUCUUACAAGUCAAAGAUGCUAAAAUACAAGAAUUGGAGCAGACCGCAUCUGUACUAAAACAAGAAAUACAUGACCUUAUAAAACUGAAGACUCUGGUUGAUGAAGAAAAUGCUUUCUUGAGGAAAGAAUUCAGUGAUUUGCAGAAGAAAUUUAAAGAUAAAAGCCAAGAAGUUAAGGACGCCAAGGAGUGCGUGCAGAGUAAAGAAGAGCAAGACAGAUUGCUUAUAAAAAACCUGGAGGAGGAAAAUGAGAGAUUAUGUACACGCUGCGCUGACCUGCUAAAUGACCUGGAGACACUGAAGAACCAGGAAGCAUACUGGAGAAAUGAAAAACAGAGUGUGGACGCAAGAGUAAAGGUCCUUGAAGAAAAUUUGAUUGAAGCAAAGAAAGAAAUUGAAUCAGCACAUAGUAAAUAUAAUGCCGUGUCACUGCAGCUGAACAACAAACAGACUGAACUUCUCCAGAAAGAUAUGGAUAUUACAUUGGUCCGGAAAGAGUUGCAGGAGCUGCAGAAUCUGUACAAGCAGAACAGUGCACACACAGCACAGCAGGCAGACCUGAUCCAGCAGCUCCAGGUUCUCAAUAUGGAUACGCAGAAAGUACUGAAGAAUCAGGAAGAUGUUCACACGGCUGAAAGUAUAUCAUACCAAAAACUUUAUAAUGAAUUACAUGUUUGUUUUGAAACUACAAAAUCAAAUGAAGCUAUGCUCCGGCAAAGUGUUGUUAAUCUUCAGGACCAACUGUUUCAAAAAGAACAAGAAAAUGUAAAAUUAAAGGAAAAACUUCAGGAAUCAAAAGAAACAUCCUGUUUAUCACCACACGAGAGUGAGUCAAACCAAUCAGGAAAGGCAGCGCUAUCAAGCUUGGAAACAUUAAUGAUCUCACAGAAGUCUGAAAUUGAGUAUUUACAGAAGAAACUGAAAGUGGCAAAUGAAAAGUUAAUGGAGAAUAGAUCUUGUGACCAGGAUUUCUCAGAGAAGGGGAUUGAAGGAAAACGCAAGGAGCCACCUGUGAAACGUUCAAGGUCUUUGUCCCCAAAGAGCAGUUUCAUGGACUCCGAGGAGCUAAGGAAGCUUAAAAAGGCUGAGAGAAAGAUUGAAAACUUGGAGAAGACGCUACAGCUAAAGAGCCAAGAAAAUGAUGAGCUAAGAGAUGCCCAUGAAAAAUGCAAGGAAAGGCUACAGAUGUUACACACCAACUACAGAGCAGUAAAAGAGCAAUUAAAACAGUGGGAAGAAGACAGUGGCAUGACUGAAACCAGAAAAAUGAAGCGAGCAGAUCCUCUCCAGCUUCGACAAGAAGAUUCUGAUGCUGUGUGGAAUGAACUGGCAUAUUUCAAAAGAGAAAACCAGGAGUUGAUGGUUCAAAAGAUGAAUCUUCAGGAUGAAUUGGAUGAGCUUAAAAUGCAUAUGUCUAUUGAUAAAACAACAAUACAGGAAUUGAACAGGUGCAUGGCAGAAAAAAGAGAAGAACAACUCUUUAGACACCAUGAAGAUGCUGGGGUCAAGAAGAGUACUCCAGAGAAGAAUGAGAAAGCAAUAUCGGAGCAGACAUUACAGAAGGUCAUCGAGUUGGAAAAUCGGCUAAAGUCUUUUGAGAAAAACUCAAGAAAAUUAAAAGAAGAGAGUAAGAAAUUAAAGAAAGACAAUGAUUUCCUGAAAUCCCACUUAAAACACUAUCAAGAAGACUCAGAGGCGAGAGAAAAGGAGCUAGAGCAACUACUGAGGGUAAGCAAAGAUGUAGAACAUGACAAAAGUGAGCUUCAAACAAAGAUCACUGCUCUGGAGAGGGAGGUCACUACCCUGAGGAGACAAGUGGCAGCAGCUAAGGCUUUGAGAGAGGAAAGAGAAGAGGUGGUAUGUCCAGAGGAGAGAGCACACCACCCAACAGACAAAGCUAAAUCUGGGAUGGCUACCACAGAUGUGAGAGCCCAGCGCUGUGACUGCAAGACAGCCACUACCAAGGUGAAAUUUAAAGCUGCCAAGAGAAAGUGCUCUGUGGGUCGCCACCACUCAGUUCUCAAUCACUCCAUCAAGGUUAUGAGCCACGUGGAGAACCUCAGCAAGGACGGCUGGGAGGAUGUGAGUGAAGGCAGCAGUGAUUCUGAAACACAAACCUUUCAAAAUUUGGGAACAAUUAUUGUAGAAACAACCCAGAAUAUAAGCCCUAAUGAAGAUGGUGGAAAUCAGAAAGAAAUUGACCAAACAGAAGAUGGCUGUACUCAACAAAAAGCAAUGCAGACAUACUCAUGUGAGGACAUCAGGGCCCCGCAGAGUAUUUCUCAUUAUAAGAAUACCAAGAAAAUUACUUUACAGAAGAAGAGUGGAAGCCUGCAGAAGAGCUUACACAGUGCCCUUCCUGCCAGAGUUAACAGAGAAAGGUGCAAAAAUAUAUCUGCCCAGAAAUCCAGUAGCCACACUAUUUUAUUACGAGAACGGAUUGUAUCCUUGCAGCAACAAAACAGUUUGCUUCAGAAUGCCAGGAAAGCAGCAGAGUUGUCUGCUAAGGAAUAUAAAGAAGCAAACGAGAAGCUCCUCCAUCAACAGCAGAUAUCUGACCACCGAUUCCAGACCAGCAGACAGACAAUAAAGAAGCUAACUCUUGAUUUAGCUCAACUUCGAAAAGAAAAAGAAGAUUUGUUGAAAAAAGUGGAGUCUUCAUCUGACAUCACAAGCUUGGCAGAAGAAGUUUCUAGAAUAAUGGCCCCACAGAUACAAGUUACCACACUGGGUCCUUCAAGGAGCAUGGAUUUGGAAAUAAAGCAAUUGCAGUGUAAACUAAAGAAUGCAACUAAUGAACUCACUAAACAGUCAUCAAAUGUGAAGUCUCUGAAACUGGAACUCCUGGCAAAAGAUGACCACAUAAAGGAGAUGCAUGAAAAGAUGUCUCGAAUGGAGAGAGAUAUAACCAUGAAAAGACACCUGAUUGAGGACUUGAAAUUUCGACAGAAAGUAAAUUCAGAAAGUAAUGAGAGUUUUAAUGAAAUGUUGGAAACUCUUGAAAAAAAGGUGAAGACAUUAACUGAAGAAUGUUCCAACAAGAAAAUAUCAGUUGAUUCACUAAAGCAAAGACUUAACGUUGCUGUGAAAGAGAAGUCGCGCUACGAGCAGAUGUAUCAGAAAACUAAAGAGGAGUUAGAAAAAAAGGAUCUCAAGAUGAAUCUCCUGAUAUCAAAACUAAAUGACACAGAGACAGCCAUGGCUCAGAUUGAGACAGCAGCUUCGGAGCAGCUCCAAGGCUUAGCUCUUCAGAGUGAGCAGGUCCUGGAAGGCGCACAGAAGAAACUGGUGUUCGCCAAUGAAAAGAUCGAAGAGUUCACUGUCUUUGUGAAGGCUUUGGUCAAUGAGUUACAAAGUGAAGUCCAUAGGACAAGACACCAAAUCAGAGAGCUUAAGAAGAUGCAGAAAAGCAGACAUGCUUGUAAAACCUCAACCCACAAAGCCCAGACCUUGGCAGCUUCCAUUCUGAACAUCUCACGGUCAGACCUGGAGGAAAUACUGCACACAGAAGAUGAAAUGGAAAUUGAGAAGACAAAGAUAGAUGCUGAAAAUGACAAGGAGUGGAUGUUGUACAUUCAGAAACUCCUUGAAGGACAGCUUCCGUUUGCAUCAUAUUUACUAGAAGCAGUACUGGAGAAAAUAAAGGAAAACAAGAAACUAACAGAAGGAUACUUCACUGUCAUGAAAGACAUUAAAUAAAGUUAAAGUAGAGCUGUUUUCAAAUGCAAGAACUUCCUAUGCUGUGGUUCUAAACAGCCCAGAUACAGUAUCGGCUCCAGCUAGCAACAGGCAGCUUCAACCACAUCAAAAGUUGCUGAAAUUGACUGCUGGACAAAUGAAGCUAAGUGCACGAUCACAUAAAAGGAAGUCUAGCUUUGGAAUUUUGGAUAUUGUCCCAAUCAAUGCAAACUUAAAAAUGGUUUUCCUUCCAGUACAUAAGAAGAAAACAUA